Messenger RNA from Penicillium cosmopolitanum, 453 nucleotides. Its product is annotated as acetyl-CoA synthetase-like protein. The record is from RefSeq and is a predicted model, not a curated record. The transcript is spliced from 3 exons. Bases 1 to 453 code for a protein of 150 amino acids. Lineage: Eukaryota; Fungi; Ascomycota; Eurotiomycetes; Eurotiales; Aspergillaceae.
AUGCCUGGAGAGUCAUUCGAAGACACUCACAUCAAAGGCGUUCUGAUGGGGAAAAUCCCCAACGGAUUGAGCUCGAUGGCUGUUGAUUGGGUUCCAGUUCUGAGGUAUAACAAACACGACACAGAGAUCAAUCAAUCUCCUCUGGCAGUAUUCCAUCUCACCAAUCCCGAAAGCACUCAGUGGUCAUCACUCAUCCCGGCCAUUCAGAAAAAAUACGAAGUCGAGCCAGUUGAGUUUACUGCGUGGGUUGCAGAGCUCAAUGUGAAUGUGGCUGAGAAGCCGGCUCUAAAACUACUGAGCUCCUAUCGAGCGGUUAUUGAUGAGACGAAUUCUGAGAUGUCGAUGGCUCUCGAUGCCCAGAGGGCGAAGGAGGCGAGUGCGACAAUGAGAUCACUGGGACCAAUCUUGGCACCUUUGAUGUCGAAUUGGGGGUUGCAGCAGUGGCAGUUUUGA